Molecule: messenger RNA, 3895 nt
Organism: Malania oleifera
Lineage: Eukaryota; Viridiplantae; Streptophyta; Magnoliopsida; Santalales; Ximeniaceae
Exons: 24
Coding region: 74-3427 (1117 amino acids)
Biological process (GO): regulation of exocytosis
Cellular component (GO): cytoplasm; plasma membrane
Molecular function (GO): myosin II binding; syntaxin binding; GTPase activator activity
Source: RefSeq, a predicted model, not a curated record
GUGGCGGAGUUCGAAGUUUUUGCAAACUACUAAAAGGAGAAGGGUGAGCACUAAAGCCUUUGAGCUUCGUAAAAUGGUGGUAUCCAAGAUGUUGCAAGACGCCGAAGUGAUGUUGGUGAAUCAUAAUGUGCAACAUGACAAUGGGACAUCAAGUGAGUUGAAUCUGCAAGUUGCUGUCCAUUAUGGUAUCCCAGCUACUGCGUCAAUUCUUGCUUUUGACCCCAUUCAAGGUCUCUUGGCUAUUGGAACACUGGAUGGUAGGAUAAAAGUGAUUGGUGGUGACAAUAUUGAAGGACUACUCAAAUCUGAAAAGAAAGUGCCUUACAAAUUCUUAGAGUUUCUGGAAAACAAGGGUGCUUUGGUUGGCAUCUCGAAUGAUAAUGAUAUUCAGGUUUGGAAUCUAGAGGGCAGGUGUACAGCUUGUUGUCUACAAUGGCAAUCCAAUAUAACUUCUUUCUCUCUUAUCAGUGGCUCACUCUUCAUGUAUAUUGGAGAUGAAUAUGGGUUGUUAUCUGUAUUAAAGUAUGAAGCUGAAGGUGAAAAACUUUUGCGGUUGCCUUAUCAUAUUUCUGCAAAUUCUAUAAGUGAAGCAGCUGGGUUUUCAUUUCCUAAUUAUCAACCCAUUGUUGGAGUUCUUCCGCAACCUUGUUCUUUUGGAAAUAGAGUACUAAUUGCAUAUGAGAAUGGAUUGCUUAUACUCUGGGAUAUAUUGGAAGCUCAGAUAGUUGUUGUUAAAGGUGAUAAGGAUCUUCAAUUGAAGGAUGGGGUUGUUUUUACAAGUGAAGUGGAUGCUUCUGUUCCAGAUGGUACAGCUGAACAUAAUAUUGAGGAGAAGGAGAUAAGUGCUCUUUGCUGGGCAUCUUCUGAUGGAUCAAUUCUUGCUGUUGGAUAUGUAGAUGGGGAUAUUUUAUUUUGGAACUUAGUACAUGCUGGCUCUUCUAAAGAUCAACAUGCUGGAUUAUCGUGUAAUGUUGUUAAGCUACAACUGUCAUCUGCUGAAAGGAGGCUUCCUGUCAUUGUCUUGCAUUGGUCUAAAAAUAUACAACCCUGUAAUGAUCAUGAUGGCCAGCUUUUUAUCUAUGGCGGUGAUGAAAUAGGAUCUGAAGAGGUUCUAACGGUUUUGAAUCUUGAGUGGUCAUCUGGGUCAGAGAUUUUACGAUGCGUUGGUCGUGUGAACCUCACACUUGCUGGCUCUUUUGCAGACAUGAUACUGUUACAAGGUGUUGGGGCAACAGGGAGUAGUCACAAUGUUGCAUUAUUUCUAUUGACAAACCCUGGGCAACUGCACUUUUAUGAUGAUGCUAGCUUGUCUGCUUUAAUGUCUCAGCAAGAGAGGAAGCCUAUCUCAGCUGUGGAAUUUCCUUUGGUAAUUCCUACUGCUGAUCCAUGCAUGACAGUGACAAAACUUAGUUUGUUACCUGCUGAUGGGAACUCGUCAAAGGCUCUGUCUCAGAUGGUUUCAGUUGUGAAACUUGGCACAAAACCAGAUACGGCUGGGGGUAUGGAGUGGCCCUUGACUGGAGGUGUGUGCACUCGACCAGUUGCUGAAAGUAACAGGAUUGAGAGAGUAUUUUUAGCAGGUUAUCAGGAUGGAUCUGUUUUGAUAUGGGAUGCUACAUUUCCUGUCCUACUACCUAUUUGUGUUUUAAAAGGCAAGGUGCCCGGCAUAGAAGCUGCUAGUUCAAGUGCUCCAGUAUCAAAAUUGGACUUUUGCUGCAUCAGUUUAAGCUUGGCUGUUGGCAAUGAAAGUGGUUUGGUUCUUGUUUAUGGUUUCAAUGGAAGUUUGGAGGAAACAAAUGUUCACUUUGUUACUGAAAAUAAACAUGAAGUUCAUCAUUCGCCUCAAGAAGAAGUAUUUCACUGCAGAGCUGUUUUUCAUCUUCUCAAUUCGCCAGUUCACUCUCUAUCGUUUGCAAAUUCUGGAGCCAAACUAGCUGUGGGAUAUGGAUGUGGUCGUGUUGUUGUGCUUAAUAUGAGUUCAUUUUCAGUUUUAUACUCAAUAGAUUCAGUGUCCGGAUCUAGCUCCCCAGUUCUUUCAAUGACGUGGAAAACAUUUAAAAAUAGUCAUAUCAUUGUAAAAGGCUCUAUGUCCUCGGGAUCAGACAUUUCAGGCAAUCCUGUGGAGGAAUUAAUGUUCAUCUUGACCAAGGAUGCAAAUGUUACCAUCGUUGAUGUUGGUACUGGUAAGAUGAUUAGCUGUUGGUCAUCACGCUUGAAAAGGAAGUCCGCUGCAAUUUCCAUGCAUGUUAUAGAAGGCAGUGCCCCACUAUUUGGACUAUUCAGUGGAAAGCAGCCAGAGCAGUCAUCCAAGGAUAAUGUGGCCAAGAGCGAGCACUCGCAAGAGAAUAAUCAGUUUGGAAUGAAGUCACAUAAGAGCGAACCAUACUCCUCUUCAGAAGCUGGGUAUUUGGGGGAAAUAUUGCUGGAUUCUUUUGUCUUGCUUUGCUUUGAAGAUUCUUUUCACGUUUACCAUACAAAAUCUGCGAUUCAGGGACAAAGCAAACCUGUUCACAAAUUAAAACUUGCAAAGGCGUGCUGUUGGACAAGUACAUUUAAGAAAGAUGAGAAAGACUGGGGGCUGGUAUUGCUCUAUCAGAAUGGGGAUAUUGAAAUUCGAUCUUUGCCACGUUUUGAGUUGGUGAGAGAAAGCUCACUAAUGUCAAUUUUAAGGUGGAAUUUCAAGGCAAACAUGGACAAGACGAUUAGUUCUGAUGAUAAUGGGCAGAUUAUGUUGGUAAAUGGGUGUGAAGUGGCUCUCAUUUCUCUAUUGGCUGGUGGAAAUGAUUCCAGGAUUAUGGAAUCUUUGCCUUGUCUUCAUGAUAAAGUUGUUGCAGCUGCUGCAGAUGCUGCCAUUAGUGUCUCUGUAAACCAGAAGAAAAAACAGGGUGCUCCGGGGAUUCUAGAUGGUAUUGUUAAGGGCAUUAAGGGGAGAAAGGUGAUCCAUACUGCUGAUCUUACCACAACUAGUAAUUCCUGUUUUACACAUUUAGACGGCAUAUUUUCAACUACCCCAUUCUCAGAUCUACCUGAAUCGAGCACAAGUAUUCAGGAAACCACAGACCUUAAUAUAGAUGACAUUGAAAUAGAUGAACCUACAUCCACAGCAUCAACUUCGUGUCUUAGUGUGAAGGAUAACAAGAGAGAAAAAGGAUCUGAAAGAGAGAGAUUAUUUCAAGGUGGCAGUGCUGAGUCUGCUGACACAAAACCCAGACUCAGGACUCCUGAAGAAAUUAUUGCUACAUAUAGAAAGGCUGGGGAUGCCUCUUCAGUGGCAGCACAUGCAAGAGACAAGCUUGCACAGCGGCAAGAAAAACUGGAGAGGAUUAGCAGGCGUACUGAGGAGUUGAAGAGUGGAGCUGAAGACUUUGCGUCACUGGCAAAUGAGCUUGUCAAGACUAUGGAAGGUCGGAAAUGGUGGAAGAUAUGAAGAAAUAUUUGGCGUAGUUUGCCCGAGCUUUGGUUCUUCCAUUUUUUUUUUUUUUCAGUGAUCUGCCUGUUGGAAGUCUGGGUUGAUUCCUUGGACGUACGUGGAUGGUCAGUAAUGAUACUUCUGUGCCUUGACAACGCCUGUAAAGUAAAAGAGGAUCUGUUUCAGGUUGCUUCUGAUAUGGCUUUGAUGCUAGCUUGAGAAUUGGAUGAAACGACUUGGAAUUGGGAAUUGGGGCAGUGGCGGCUGCAAUUUUGACCAUUUGAUUGUGUACAUGGAGUCAUUAAAGCUUGCCGGCGUCAUUGAGGUCAUCAAGAUGUUCAAAUGAUUUAUUCUUUACUCAGUAUCUGUGAAAUAUGAUCUCCCCCCCCCCCCCCCCCCCAGUGCUAAUAUAUGCUGUAUAAUCACUGUUCAAGAAGGUUAGUAACUUGCAAUUAUUGUGUUCAUAAAGAUUUGAGUUUCCAAAUA